Molecule: messenger RNA, 754 nt
Organism: Scaptodrosophila lebanonensis
Lineage: Eukaryota; Metazoa; Arthropoda; Insecta; Diptera; Drosophilidae
Product: putative cyclin-dependent serine/threonine-protein kinase DDB_G0272797/DDB_G0274007
Exons: 1
Coding region: 393-707 (104 amino acids)
Source: RefSeq, a predicted model, not a curated record
GCAAUUAGACUUAAAUAAUUUGCAAAACUUUUUUCUACGCUCCGAACUAGAAAUAUUAAUUCCGAUAGGCAAUGAUAAAUAGAUUAAGGCAAAGGAACGCAAGUGCCGACUUCAUAGAGCGCUUACGUAUAACUUAAGAAGCAGCCGUGAAACUUGUAGAUAUUAAUAAAUGUUUAUAGCUUAUAAUGCCAAAAUUCAAACGAAGAUGAAAUCGCCUACGAACACGAAGUUGUGCGACGUCAACGCAACGUAGCAUCAGCAUUAUCGCUGCGCCACGACGUAAGCAAGUCGAAAGAGACGUGAGAAAGAAGCAAACAAACGAAAAAGAAGACAAUACCUACGCCAUAGACUAUAACUGUGAAAUAGAAAAGUUCUAACGUCACGCGCCAUUUAUGUGUCGUCUGUCCCGUUCUUCGCUCGCGCAAUUACGUCACAAAGAGCAGCAGCAGAAGCAAGAGAAGCAGACGCAGCAGGCAGCGAACUCAUUGAGGAGUGCAGAACGAGGGCUAGAAGAUCAGUGGCAGUACCAUUGCCAUCGUUUUCGUCAUCGACAGCGCCAUCAACAUCACCAUCGCAGUCAGGAGGAAAGGAAGAAGAAGCACCAUCGUUGGAAAAGAGAACGACGUAACGGAGCUAGCAGGCCGACCACUGGAGAUCAACGCAGCACAUCCUCCGCCCGCCACUCAACUGCGCCAGCCCUAGACUGACGCAGUUUCUGAGCAACAACAAUAAUAAGAAUAAUAACAACAACAAC